Poecile atricapillus (Black-capped chickadee) is the source of this 2434-nucleotide messenger RNA. Its product is annotated as protein phosphatase 1 regulatory subunit 29-like. Lineage: Eukaryota; Metazoa; Chordata; Aves; Passeriformes; Paridae. Gene Ontology annotation, molecular function: protein binding. The coding region runs from base 8 to 2434 and encodes 808 amino acids. The transcript has a single exon. Gene Ontology annotation, cellular component: plasma membrane. The record is from RefSeq and is a predicted model, not a curated record.
CAUCCUGAUGAGGGCACCACUGCAGACCAUGCUGUGCCUGGGGUUGUGGGCAGCUGCCCUGCUCUGCUUGUUUUCCCCUGGCACCGUGCGAGGUGACUGCUGGCUGAUUGAGGGGGACAAAGGGUAUGUGUGGCUGGCCAUCUGCAGCCAGAACCAGCCCCCCUAUGAGACCAUCCCCCAGCAUAUCAACAGCACGGUGCACGACUUGCGUCUGAACGAGAACAAGCUCAAAGUGGUGCUCUACUCCUCUCUCAACCGCUUCGGCAACCUGACUGAUUUGAAUCUGACCAAGAAUGAAAUCUCCUACAUUGAGGAUGGGGCUUUCAUGGGUCAGUCAAACCUCCAGGUCCUACAGCUGGGCUAUAACAAACUCACCAACCUGACAGAGGGCAUGUUGCGGGGCAUGGCCCGUCUCCAGUUCCUCUUUGUACAGCAUAACCUAAUUGAGCUGGUCACCCCUACUGCCUUUUCUGAGUGCCCCAGCUUGAUUAGCAUUGACCUGUCAUCCAACCGCCUCAGCCGUCUGGAGGGCAACACUUUCACCAGCUUGAGCAACCUGAUGGUGUGCGAGCUGGCUGGCAACCCCUUCAACUGUGACUGUAGCCUCUACAGCUUUCUUAACUGGCUGGCUCUCUUCAACAAUGUCACCAAGAACUAUGACCGUCUCCAGUGUGAGACUCCACGGGAGUUUGCUGGGUAUCCGCUUCUGGUGCCUCGGCCUCACCACAACCGCAAUGCCAUCACCAUCUUCCAGUCCAUGUGCAGAGGGGGCACCAUCCCCUCCCUCUCCAGGGUCAACCCAACUCCUUACACCCCUGACUCCCAGCGAGAUCUGGAUGAGGGGUCAGCCAUCAGCCCUGGGGAUUUCCUCUCAGUCAAGCCACCAGCUUCUUCCACCACUGACUCCUCCUUCAGUCCCAGCAUCAAGCUACAUGAUGUCACGAUCACUUCAGCCAUCCUGAUGGUCACCAUCCCCAUGCCCUACAGUAAGAUGUAUGUGCUGGUCCAAUACAACAACAGCUACGUUUCUGACAUUGCGACACUGAAGAGCAAGAAGGAGUAUGUCACUGUCAACAAGCUGAAGGCCCACACUGAUUAUACAUUCUGUGUGGCCUCUAUCCGCAACAACAGGCGUUACAACCAUACUUGCCUGACCUUUGCAACCCGGAGCAAAGGCAGGGAAGAUCCUAUUUCUAGUACUUCCACCACUACACACUAUAUUAUGACCACCCUGGGUUGCCUCUUUGGGAUGGUCAUUGUCCUGGGGGUGGUGUACUACUGCCUGCGGAAGCGGAGGAUGCAGGAGGAGAAGCAGAAGUCACUCAAUGUCAAAAAGACCAUUCUGGAAAUGCGUUAUGGAUCGGAUAUUGAUACCAGUACCAUGGUCCAUCCUUCCCAGAAGCUGGGUGAGCCACCUGUCAUUCCUGUCUCACGGAUGUCCUCCAUCCCUUCCAUGAUCGGGGAGAAGUUGCCCCCAUCAAAGUCAAUAGAUGCUGGGAUGGAGACUCCUAAAGUCACCGCUAAAGGUAACUACAUUGAGGUGCGGACUGGUGGUGGGGAUGGGCUGGAGAGAACGCAGCGAGAUGAGGACCUGAGGGAGCUUGACAAUGGGCAAGGCUCAGCUGCUGAGAUCUCUACUAUAGCCAAGGAGGUAGACAAGGUCAACCAGAUCAUCAACAACUGUAUUGAUGCCCUCAAGCUGGACACAGCAUCUUUCCUGGGUGGUGGGACUGGUGUUGACUCAGAUAUGGCCUUUGAGUGCCAGUCCAUCCCAGCCGGUUCCUCAAGUGGGCUAGAGCGGCCCAGCUUUCUUUCCCCACCCUACAAGGAAAGCUCCCACCACCCUUUGCAGCGCCAGCUCAGUGCUGACGCUGCUGUGGCCAGAAAGACCUGCAGUGUCUCCUCUAGUGGCUCCAUCAAGAGCGCCAAGGUCUUCAGUUUGGAUGUGCCUGACCACCCACCACUCAGCAAGUCUGACUCCAAAUACAUUGAGAAGGGCAGCCCCCUAAACAGCCCUUUGGAUCGUCUUCCCUUGGUGUCUCCGAGCGCCAUCCACCACUUGGAGGUCAAGCCUUCUUAUCAUUGCAGCGAGCACCGUCACUCCUUCCCGGCCCUGUACUAUGAGGAAAGUGCUGACACCUUGAGCCAGCGGGUGUCGUUCCUCAAGCCACUGUCCCGGUCCAAGCGAGACUCCACGUACUCCCAGCUCUCCCCCAGACACUACUUCUCGGGCUACUCCUCCAGCCCCGAGUACUCCUCAGAGAGCACCCACAAGAUCUGGGAGCGAUUCCGGCCUUACAAGAAGCAUCACAGGGAGGAGGUUUACAUGGCAGCUGGGCAUGCCCUGAGGAAGAAAGUUCAAUUUGCCAAGGACGAGGAUCUGCAUGACAUCCUGGAUUACUGGAAAGGAGUCUCUGCUCAGCAGAAGCUGUGA